UUGGUUAACUAGUUAACUACUGAGUUAUCUGUGUAAUGGCUGUGUUGGGUUCAUGGAGUCUCACUCAGGAGGAUUUGACUAAAUUCUGGCCUGCUUUUUGUUUUCUGUCCUCAGAAUGAAGACCAUUCUCAGUACCCAGACGGUGGACAUCCCUGACAGCGUCGACGUGACGCUGAAAGGCCGCACUAUCACCGUGAAGGGACCUCGUGGUGUCCUGCGCCGUGAGUUCAACCACAUCAACCUGGAGCUUCGGCUGCUCGGCAAGAAACAGAAGAAGUUGCGUGUGGAUAAAUGGUGGGGUAACAGGAAGGAGCUGGCCACAGUCAGAACCAUCUGCAGCCAUGUUCAGAACAUGAUCAAGGGGGUCACUCUGGGUUUCAGAUACAAGAUGCGAUCUGUGUACGCCCAUUUCCCCAUUAACGUGGUGAUUCAGGAGAGUGGCUCUCUGGUGGAGAUCAGAAACUUCCUGGGGGAGAAAUACAUCCGCCGUGUGCGCAUGAGGGCAGGUGUGAACUGCGCUCUCUCCGCUGCCCAGAAAGACGAGCUGGUACUGGAGGGUAACGAUAUUGAGCUGGUGUCCAACUCUGCGGCCCUCAUCCAGCAGGCAACCACAGUCAAAAAUAAGGAUAUCCGAAAGUUCCUGGACGGUAUCUAUGUCUCCGAGAAGGGGACAGUAGUGGAGCCAGAGUCGUAGAGGACAUGAGCUGCACUAAUCCAGCAGGCCACUGCUGUACGGAAGAAAGACAUCCGGAAAUUUCUCGAUGGGAUUUAUGUCUCUGAGAAGACCACUGUGGUGGAGCAGCCUGAUGAUUAAGCAACAUUGGUCCUUGUAAAAUCUGUCAAUAAACAUCCUUUUUUCACCACCAA
Messenger RNA from Hemibagrus wyckioides, 867 nucleotides. It is a transcript of the gene rpl9, whose product is annotated as ribosomal protein L9. Gene Ontology annotation, molecular function: rRNA binding; structural constituent of ribosome. Bases 116 to 694 code for a protein of 192 amino acids. The transcript has 7 exons. Gene Ontology annotation, biological process: cytoplasmic translation. Gene Ontology annotation, cellular component: ribosome; cytosolic large ribosomal subunit. The record is from RefSeq and is a predicted model, not a curated record. Lineage: Eukaryota; Metazoa; Chordata; Actinopteri; Siluriformes; Bagridae.